AUGAUAGAUAUGCAACGUCACUCCUUCGAGGAAACCUCUACAGGAAGUCACAAACAUCCUUUGACUUCACACUCUCGAUCCGAGUCUUCCAAGGACAAUGGACCUGUCCAACUGACUGAAUUCGCAACCAUCAAUUUGCCAUUCUUUGAAACACCUACUUCUCAAUCAUUGUCAAAGCCCAACCCUCAACCUGUUCUGACACCCGUCCCUCGUUCCAAAGAAAAUCGGGUGUCAUCACCCAAAAGAGGUCGCAGCAGAGUCAGGAACAAUGGGAAUACAGCAGCAGCAAGAAGUUCCUUCCAAAGUCCGAUGUCGCCUAAUAGAUUCAUCCCAAAGAGAGACUUCGUGGAACCAACAUCAACAACCUUUCGUGUGGCCAAGCAUCCACAGCGCCUUUCGCCUCAGGAGAGACUAUUUCGACGACUUCCUCCUUGGGAUGAUCCAUUUCUGCCCUCAAUCCCGCAUAGGGCUUAUGUUGCCAACAGGCCCCGGCAGUCAACUCGACUCCAGCAGAUCCCACAUCAACGGCCUCGUCUAGUUGCCGAAGGCAAUAUCACAGGCAACAACACCGCCCAUGAAUCUUUGAGACAGGUCAGCUCUGGUGCAGUUUGGAACGUGGGUGGGGCUUCUGCAGUCCUCGGUAGUUCCCUUACUGCAGCCCCUGAUGACACGCCGCUCAGGUCGACCAAUGGGUCAUCAACUGCCCCAAAUUUCGUGGCUCGGUUCUUACCCAAAAGACCCAAAUACAGUGAACAAGAAAUCCAUGAGUCAAGGCUUGCGCUUGCCUUGGGAAUUGACCCAACGACCAGACAGCUCGGUACUACUUGUCUGCGGUAUCUGGAUGCUCCCCUCAAUCCAGCAUCCCCUGACUUUGAGCGCCUCUCUCCGUUUGAGUGGAAGGACAGUGCUUGGAAGAAAGUUGAAAAAGAGCAUUGGCCCACAUCUCCUGCCAGAAAAGAGGUUGUUCCACCGAAGCCUUUUCGAAUCCUUGAUGCUCCCUUCCUUCGGGAUGAUUUCUACUGCAGCACUCUUGCAUACUCAACGACAUCUGGGAUACUGGCUGUGGGCCUGGCUCAUCAAGUAUAUCUCUGGUCUGAAGGCCAUGGAGUGGAUUAUCCCCCCUUUCCGGAUCUGCACCCCUCAAAUUAUGUGACUUCCCUGUCAUUUUCUUCUGAGGAUGGCGGGCGAAGCAUUCUUGCAGUGGCCCGGCGAUCUGGUCAAUUGUCUCUAUGGAGCACAUUCGAGAAGCAAGCCCGGUUUGAAAUCAGUCAUCCCAGUACCCUUACAUGCGUGGCAUUUAAGCCCAAAACAUCACGGCGAUUUUCAGAGCGGUUCAUGCAUGUGUUAGUCGAUGUGGAGGAGAUUGUUGUCGGCGAUGACUUUGGGAAUAUCUGGUACUAUUCGGUCGAGUGGUCUGACCAAGAAGACCAAGCUAAGUGGAAAUGGAAUGGGUCCAUGACGCUUCUUGCCAAGAUAUGUGCACACACUCAACAAAUCUGUGGACUGGCCUGGUCACCCGAUGAGAAGUACCUUGCCACGGGCGGUAAUGACAAUGCCUGCCUUCUCUUCAAACUGGCCGAGAUUGUUCCACCCCAGCAUUUGAAGUAUACGGCCCCACCCAUUAUGCCCCCGGAUUCCCCCAGUAGCUUUAGUCUCGGUGUAUUUCCAUACAUUGAACUGGGCACCGCAAGAAGACAACUGUCUCUUAGACGGCCUGCUCUCCCAUCAUGGCUUGCUGCGCCGAUUAAGCCUCCGACCACAGCCGCGCUUUUAAACCAUGCCGGCACUCUAAUUUCGGGUGGUGGGCGAACGAUUCUAGUCCCACACGGUCGUCAGAAGCACCGUCUGAUGCACUCCGCUGCUGUCAAAGCAAUUGCAUUUGCGCCAUGGCAUUCAUCCCUGCUCGCGACGGGGGGAGGUACUAACGACAGAGCGAUACACUUCUAUCACACCCGGAGCGGAGCGUGUCUCGCAACGAUCAAUGUCUUUGCGCAGGUGACAAGUCUGAUAUGGAGCGAAACUCGACGUGAGAUCGCUGCUACUUUCGGUUAUGCACAGCCAGAUCACCCAUUUCGAAUCGCUCUGCGCACAGGUGGCCGUCGUUCCCUGGGGGGCCCUAUGGAACCACCUGGGACGGCCCUGAGACUCGAAUCAGCAACUUCGACUGCGGAAGAGCAUUGUGGGCAGUACGAUAUCCAGGGAAAGUCCCUUGUUGCUCGGGUAUCGGGCACUCAGUCAUCUUCACCCUCGUCAAGCCGGAGUCGGUCCACAGAGCGAGGAGCCGCGACCCGGGGCCGCAAGGUCAGUAGCCGCAAGAUCGGUGCUCGGAUGGUCGCCCCCAAGGAGAAAGAAGGUGGAAUGUGGUGCACACGAACAAGGGAGGAGGGAUGCAUUAUUGUCGCGUCUAGUGAUCAAACUGUGAAGUUCCAUGAGGUCUGGACUGGAAAAAGGACAAGUACUACCUCUGCUUGUGGACUGUUCGGUGGAAGCGACAUUCUCGAGGGCCUGGAGGGCAUUGAGAAGACUGGUGGUGAAGUCAUUCGUUAG
Messenger RNA from Penicillium verrucosum, 2547 nucleotides. Its product is annotated as WD40 repeat domain-containing protein. Gene Ontology annotation, biological process: positive regulation of anaphase-promoting complex-dependent catabolic process; anaphase-promoting complex-dependent catabolic process; positive regulation of ubiquitin protein ligase activity. The coding region runs from base 1 to 2547 and encodes 848 amino acids. The transcript is spliced from 4 exons. Gene Ontology annotation, cellular component: anaphase-promoting complex. Gene Ontology annotation, molecular function: protein binding; ubiquitin ligase activator activity; anaphase-promoting complex binding. The record is from RefSeq and is a predicted model, not a curated record. Lineage: Eukaryota; Fungi; Ascomycota; Eurotiomycetes; Eurotiales; Aspergillaceae.